Messenger RNA from Phacochoerus africanus (Common warthog), 2099 nucleotides. RefSeq names its product ORMDL sphingolipid biosynthesis regulator 3 (gene ORMDL3). Gene Ontology annotation, cellular component: endoplasmic reticulum membrane. The record is from RefSeq and is a predicted model, not a curated record. Gene Ontology annotation, biological process: ceramide metabolic process; intracellular sphingolipid homeostasis; negative regulation of ceramide biosynthetic process. The transcript is spliced from 4 exons. The coding region runs from base 207 to 668 and encodes 153 amino acids. NCBI's taxonomy places the organism in Eukaryota, Metazoa, Chordata, Mammalia, Artiodactyla, Suidae.
ACGGAGCGGAGGCCCCCCAUUUCGGCUUGCAGUCUCACUCAGAAAAACCCCAACAAUAGUAAGGACUCCGCCUCCUCGCUUCGCCCUCUCCCCUUGCUAGUUAGGGGUUCGCUGCUGUACUCGACAUCUUUCCGUUCCCACUGCCCUCCGGAGUCCCAGGGGCAGGGUCAGAGCUGAGAGAAGAGCAGCAGGAGAGGGGCGGCAGGAUGAAUGUGGGAACGGCGCACAGCGAGGUGAACCCCAACACGCGGGUGAUGAACAGCCGUGGCAUCUGGCUGUCCUACGUGCUGGCCAUCGGGCUCCUGCACGUCGUGCUGCUCAGCAUCCCCUUUGUGAGCGUCCCCGUCGUCUGGACCCUCACCAACCUCAUCCACAACAUGGGCAUGUACAUCUUCCUGCACACGGUGAAGGGGACACCCUUUGAGACCCCAGACCAGGGCAAGGCAAGGCUGCUGACCCACUGGGAGCAGAUGGACUAUGGGGUCCAGUUCACGGCGUCUCGGAAAUUCCUGACCAUCACCCCCAUCGUGCUGUACUUCCUCACCAGCUUCUACACCAAGUACGACCAGAUCCACUUCAUCCUCAACACUGUGUCCCUGAUGAGCGUGCUCAUCCCCAAGCUGCCCCAGCUCCACGGCGUGCGGAUUUUUGGAAUCAACAAGUACUGAGGGUGCAGCCCCUUCCCCUGCCCGGGAUGGCAGGGAGGGGCAGAAGCCUGUGCUGUGAGGCUGACGAUGACGGAAGGAGCCUCUGGGUACCGCCAGGGAUGGGGGUGGCACCUCGGGGCCCCAGUUUCCCCCUCUCUUCCCCCGCUAGCAGACUCGAAGUAGCUUGUAGUGGGUUGGGGCGGGCCCCGCUGGGGCUCUGACCCCUGCGAUUUUUUUGAUCUUUUUCCUUUUGCCUUUUGGAUAGAGACCCUGCAGGGUGGUCUUGGAAUGGGCUGGGCCUCUGGGCUGGACACAGACUUGCAAGGUUGAGGCAAGAGGCCAGGGAACGCCCCGGCUCCCUUGCUCAUCCUCAGACUGCUAAAGCACUUUACCCCCCGUGACGGGGGCAGAGGGGACGGUACAGCUUCUAGUUUGUUUCACUUUAAUUCUUAAGUCUUUAGAACGACACUCAGUGCGUGCUUCUAUGUAUAUAUAUAUAUGAAAGCAGGUGUGUGACACGCCUCAUCCCUCUGGGUAGCGAAUUGUCUAAGCCAGGUCAAAGAGCUCCCGUACAGCCCACCCGGGGUACUGGGUGCGAGUGGAGAGGGUGAGGAGAAGGAGGGCGGGGCUGAGUGUGGCUGGCGUGGUCCCAGGGGUGGGGGGCCAGGGCUGCCGCCAUCCUGGCCCUGGUGGAGGUGGGGAGGGGCUUUGGGGCCGGGGUGGGCAUGGUGAAUUUAGACUUAGAGGAAUGGGGCCACAUGGCAGCAGGGGUUGGCGUGGGAGGGGGGGGGAGAGACCCAACCUCAUUCUUUGGGAAGCAGUCCGGGAGGGGGGCAGGCCUGGAGGGGUCCUGUACCUAUAGCACGGAUCGGGUAAUAGGAAGGGAGGCUGCUGUGGGUUGGAAGCUCCUGGGUUGGCGUGAGGGGGUGGAGAUGGGCGGGAAGGGCCCACGAGUCAUGAAAGCACAGGUCCAGUUUGACGCUGUCUCUGCAGUGGUGUGCGGGGCGUGGGGACACUGGGACUGAAACGAUGAAUGGUGGCCCGUUUGUAACCUCCUGGUGCAGACAGGGGCAGGGCCUCUCGUGUGACAUGCACAUUGGGGGCCAUCAGGCCACAUCCCAGACAGGGUUGCUGGGCUGCAGAGUCCUGCACGGUCCCUGGAGGAGCAGGGAGUGAUGGGAGCGACCUCAGGGUGCUGCCAGCUCAGGCUGAGGAGGUGGCUGGGGUCUGACUGGGGUCUGUGCUCCUUCUGAGGUGUGGGUGCCAGGGCCUCGGGGGAAGUGGGGGAGGUCACCGGCCCUAUUUUCAGCCUCCUGGUCCCCCCAACCCCCACCCCAUGUAUCAUAGGGAACUUUCACCUCAAAAUCUUUCUAAGCAAAGUGUGAAUAGGAUUUUUACUCCCUUUGUACAGUAUUCUGAGAAACGCAAAUAAAGGACCGUGUGUUCCUAUUU